AUGCCUGGGCUGCGUGAGCCAGAGACAGGACUAUUAUGGAAGGCACCUGUUGCAAAAAUAGGAGCUGAUAUCGAGGCCAGAGACAAUCAAGGCUAUACAGCACUCCACAAUGCAGCAGCUAAAGGCAAACAAGACACAAUCAAAGCGCUAAUUGAUCAUGGCGCAAAGAUUGAAACGAAGAACAAAACUAGCUGUACUCCGCUUCACGAAGCAUGCAAUAACAACUAUAUCUUCGCAGCGAAGGAGCUUAUACAAGCGAAAGCGGACGUAAAUGCUAAGAAUAAUAAGGGAAGUACACCACUCCAUGUUGCAGCUACUAAAAACUUCUCUAACAUAGCAGACGAGCUACUUGUACAAAAUAUAGACACUAGCCGAAGGAAUAGAAACCGCGAAACUACACUUAAGGUAGCAAAGAAGAAGAAGGCUUGGGAUGUAGAAGAACUUCUUCUACCUCCUGUUACCUAA
Molecule: messenger RNA, 465 nt
Organism: Bipolaris oryzae ATCC 44560
Lineage: Eukaryota; Fungi; Ascomycota; Dothideomycetes; Pleosporales; Pleosporaceae
Exons: 2
Coding region: 1-465 (154 amino acids)
Molecular function (GO): protein binding
Source: RefSeq, a predicted model, not a curated record